This is a messenger RNA of Dimorphilus gyrociliatus, 2131 nucleotides long. NCBI's taxonomy places the organism in Eukaryota, Metazoa, Annelida, Polychaeta, Dinophilidae. The record is from the annotation of a GenBank genome assembly.
AUAUUAUAAGUAGUACAGUAAAACCGACGUUGGGUUCAAAGCAACUAGAUUGUAACGAAGGACGAUGGCACCAAAUUUUACUGGAAAAUGGGAAAUGGUCAAGCAGGAGAAUUUUGAUGAAUACUUAAAGGCUUUGGGUAAAUUUAAUUAUUGAUAUAGUUUAAUACAUUUAUAUAGUUUUUAUAUUUGAUAUAUUUAUAUAAAUUUAUUGGUUAAGAUAAGAAAAUGAAUUUAACACAGUUUUCAAGAUAAUAAGAUGAUUUCCAAUGAUUUCUUUUAUCUCUAGAAAUUGGUUUAAUCCUAAGGAAAGCGGCCGCAGUCUUUGCCGGUAAAACAAAGCUUGAUAUUGAACAGAAUGGAGAUCAUUUCGUUAUCGUUAGAAAUGGUUCUGAGAAGGAUGAAUUUAAUAUUGGUACCGAAUUUACAACGAAAAACAAAUUAGGAGAAAUGAAAAAUCUACCAAAAUGGGGUGACAACGACCGUCUCGUCGUUGAUAUGACUCCAACAGGUAAAGAUGGAAAGCCCAGUACUCUCUACAGAUAUCUCGCCUCUCCGGACGAAAUGAUUGUAGAAGUUCAUUGUAAAGAUGUUGUUAUGAAACGAUAUUUUAAGAGAAUUUAAUACAAUUCAAUUUACUCAAUCAAAUUAAUUAUUCUGUUCUUGUUUUUUCAAAAAAACAAAUAUGUAAAAAUUAUUUAAAUUAUAAAAAAAAUAUCUUUUAUUUCCAUUUUUCUUUCAAGAGAUUAGAUCUUAUCGAAUUGUCACUAAAAGUGCUCUAGUUCUAAAUUACAAAUAUAAAUAUAUAUAUAUAUGUAUAUACAGCUUAUUAUAAUAUAAAUUCCUUCUAUCGAUAUUUUUAUAAGAAAGUAGUACAGAAUUUUAAAGGAAACGUUAUCUUUAUGAGAUAUCUUCGGUUAAUCCGAUUAUGAGGUUUGCAAUUAACCAAGUUGAUAGUUCACGUCUGCUACGAACCGCAAUAUCUAAUUCUAUAAGACUCAAGUACGACGAGAAAAUCAACAGUAACGAAUACGCAGAUGACAAAAGUCGAAUUGCUUAUUUAAGGAAUAAAUUAGUCAAUUUUCAAUACAAAUUACAGAACGAAUAUGCUUCUCAAACGCUUAUUUCUCCCUGUGCUAUGUUAAAAGGUAAUACGACGCCUAAUCUAUGUAAAAUAGAAAAAAGACCUCCUUAUACCCCAGUCUCUUCUCCUGAAUCGGAUGAGAAUGACUCUAAUGAGCUCAAGAGAAAUAUAAAAAAGAUAAAGAAAAAGAGAAAAAAAAGGGUAACAAGGCCUAUCGAUUUAGAUCUAUACCAAAGAUUGGUGGGUACCAAAGCAAAGUCGAUGGACGACUUAAGAGGAAUUAAUAGGCCUAAGUCUAUUACUAAGGGUCACAAACUGAGACCGUUAGCGCAAUCGGUCAGCGAGCGUUUAUAUGUUAUAAAUAGCAGGAAAAUUGAGAAAGAGAUUGAUCGAUCUAUUUCAAGACCUCGCCUAAAGUCGAAUUAUAAAAAAGUUUCUCUUAGUGCAAUAGGUAAAAAACAUUAUACCGUAGCCUGUCAAACUGACAGAAUCAUAAGGAGGAGCGUGCCCGCAAUGAUCAAAGAAAACGCUUUCCUAACAUUCAAGAGGCGAGCAGAGGAAGUCAUCCGAUUAGGUUCUGAGAAUCCUGGCCAAUUUACCAGGAAUCAGUGGCAGUGUGUUAGCAAUUUAGCCCUCAGGAUUGUAAACCAAGGUUACAAACUUGAGGGUAAAGUUAAAAAGCGAAAAAAUUACCCCAACCGUGUGUGCAACAAGAGUAAAAAAGAUACAACUAAGGCUGAGAGUAAAAAUGAUACAAAUCAUCUAUCUAAAUCAAAAACUGAAAUAGAAAUGUGUCGUACCGUUAGCGACGAAGAAGAUUGUUUCGGAUUAAUUGUCAACGUUGAACCUUUGAGCUUAAGUGACGAGGAGAAUUUUGUAAACCCUACCAAAAUUAAAGAAAUAGACGCCGAUCACUGCGACGCCUGUAGGCAACUGGCACAGGGUAGAAGUCAAACCAGGUCAAACUAUUUAAAACUGCCACCCGUAAAAAGUCUCUUAGGAGUUUUAGAUCCGAUCGAGGACGAAAUGUUACGUAAUAUUGACUCUUAG